Ficedula albicollis (Collared flycatcher) is the source of this 1107-nucleotide messenger RNA. RefSeq names its product deoxyribonuclease-1-like. Gene Ontology annotation, cellular component: nucleus. The record is from RefSeq and is a predicted model, not a curated record. The coding region runs from base 83 to 943 and encodes 286 amino acids. Gene Ontology annotation, biological process: DNA catabolic process. Lineage: Eukaryota; Metazoa; Chordata; Aves; Passeriformes; Muscicapidae. The transcript has 9 exons. Gene Ontology annotation, molecular function: DNA nuclease activity.
GAAAUACUUCCCAAAUGCCAUCCCCCGUGGGUGAGAGCUGCAGCACUGCCUCUGCAGAGGGUCCUGAGGGAGCCAGCUUGGGAUGGCAGCCUCGAGGCUGGUGCUGUCACUGCUGGUCACAGCUCUCCUGCUGCACGUGGCCACCACGCUGAAGAUCGGCGCCUUCAACAUCAAAGCGUUUGGGGACACCAAGAUGUCCAACCAGACCGUGGCAAAUAUCAUCGUCUCUAUCCUGUCGGAAUACGACAUCAUUCUGGUGCAGGAGGUCCGGGAUGCUGACCUGAGUUCUGUGCAUGACCUCAUGGACCAGCUCAACAGAGCUGGGGAGCACCCAUACAGCUUUUUGGUCAGCAUCCCCCUGGGUCGGACCAGCUACAAGGAGCAGUACCUCUUCAUCUACAGGUCAGACAUGGUGUCUGUUCUGGGAAGCUACUACUAUGAUGAUGGCUGUGAACCCUGUGGGAAUGACACCUUCAGCAGGGAGCCCUUCAUUGUGAAGUUCUCCUCACCCACCACACCAGAGGUACAGGAGUUCGUGUUGGUGCCUCUGCAUUCCGAGCCCAGCCAUGCAGCACAGGAGAUCGAUGCACUCUACGAUGUCUACACUGAUGUCAUCAACAAGUGGGGGACUAAUGACAUAAUCCUCCUGGGUGAUUUCAAUGCUGACUGCUCCUACGUGAGCAGCUCCCAGUGGCCGUCCAUCCGCCUGCGCUCGCUCCGCGCCUGCGAGUGGCUCAUCCCCGACAGCGCCGACACCACCGUGGCCGACAGCACCGACUGUGCCUACGACCGCAUCGUCGCCUGCGGCACCGCCCUGCGCCAGGACAUCGAACCCGGCUCCGCCACCGUCAACAACUUCGAGAAGAAAUUCCACCUCCAGAUCAAGGAUGCUUUGGCUGUCAGUGACCAUUUCCCAGUGGAGGUGAUCCUGAAAGCCCACUGAGCCUGUCCCUGCACCAGCGGCCACCAGGAUCCCUCAGCACACACCUGCAGCCCUCGUGGGAGCCCACGCUCUACUGGCGCCAGCCAAGCUGCCCACUGUUUCUGCAAGGAGUUCUUGGGCUCUUGUGGAAGUGUUAUGCUUUCUGCUUCCAUUAAAAAUGAGCA